AUGCCACAAGACACAGACCCUAUGUAUUCUGGACGUGUUGUAAAUAAAGUCUAUAACCAAGAUUUUAUUAUUGACAGAAGAUUUAAAAUAGUGAAAGAAUUAGGUCAUGGGGCUUAUGGGAUCGUUUGUUCCGCCAAGUAUGAUGAUGGAUCAAAUAAUGAAGAUGGCAGCUAUGUAGCUAUCAAGAAGAUCACUAAUAUUUUCAGCAAGAAGAUAUUGUGCAAGAGAUCUUUAAGAGAAUUGAAAUUGCUACAAUUCUUCAGAGGUCAUAAGAAUAUUACAUGUCUAUAUGAUUUAGAUAUAAUUCGUGAUCCAAUUACUGGAGAAUUUAACGAGAUAUAUCUUUACGAAGAAUUAAUGGAAUGUGACAUGCAUCAAAUUAUUAGAUCAGGACAACCUUUGACUGAUUCUCAUUACCAAUCAUUCAUCUACCAAACUUUAUGUGGAUUAAAGUAUAUCCAUAGUGCAGAUGUCUUGCACCGUGAUUUAAAACCCGGAAACUUACUAGUAAACGCUGAUUGUGAAUUGAAGAUUUGUGAUUUUGGGUUAGCAAGGGGAUUUCUGGAAUUCCCAGAACAGAAUGUUGGGUUUAUGACUGAAUAUGUUGCAACUAGAUGGUAUAGAGCACCUGAAAUCAUGUUGAGUUUUACAAAUUAUACCAAAGCAAUCGAUAUCUGGUCAGUUGGGUGUAUAUUAGCAGAGUUGUUGGGAGGUAAACCAAUCUUCAGAGGUAAGGAUUAUGUUGAUCAAUUGAAUCAGAUUUUGCUUAUAUUAGGAACUCCAAAAGAGUCUACUUUAACUAAAAUUGGAUCUGUUAGAGCUCAGAAUUAUGUAAGAUCUUUACCAUUUAUGAGAAAAGUUCAUUAUUCUGAAUUGUUUCCGACUGCAAAUCCGUUGGCUUUGGAUUUAUUGGAGAAAAUGCUCACUUUAGAUCCAUACGAAAGAAUCACAGUUGAAGAAGCUUUAAACCAUCCAUAUCUCUCCGUUUGGCAUGAUCCACAGGAUGAGCCAGAGUGUCAAAUAAAAUUUGAUUUUAAAUCGUUUGAAACAGUCGAUGAUAUGAAGUCAAUGAAAAAUCUUAUAAUUGAUGAAGUCAAGAAUUUUAGAGAGUUUGUCAGAAAACCCUUGCAAGAACAACAGCAAAUUCAAUUACAAAUGCAAAUACAGCAGCAACAGAAAGAGCAACAAGAAAAUAAUUCAAUGGAUUUAUCAACUCCAUUAGAUCAGCAACAAUUUAAUGAAAUGUUAAGUACCAAUUCUAACUCCAACUCCAACUCAAACCCAGAGACAGGAGUUAAUACAAACACUUCAAAAAUAAAUAAUGAAAACGACUUGCAAUAUUAUCAAUCUAUUCCAAAGCCUCAAGAGCUUGAUGAAUUUACAUUUUCGCAUAACAGUAAGGACUUGUCUCCAACAGAUGGUAAUGACAACCAUACUGAUUUAUUUAGAUUGGAAGAAGAAUUAGGUUUUGGUUUAGAUGGUGCUGGAAUGUUCAAUAACAUUUAA
Molecule: messenger RNA, 1506 nt
Organism: Debaryomyces fabryi
Lineage: Eukaryota; Fungi; Ascomycota; Pichiomycetes; Serinales; Debaryomycetaceae
Gene: MKC1
Product: mitogen-activated serine/threonine-protein kinase
Exons: 1
Coding region: 1-1506 (501 amino acids)
Biological process (GO): protein phosphorylation; intracellular signal transduction
Cellular component (GO): cytoplasm; nucleus
Molecular function (GO): MAP kinase activity; ATP binding
Source: RefSeq, a predicted model, not a curated record